AUGCAGGACUUUCUAAAGGACUCGAAAAGAAUUCUUAACGAUAUAGAGACAUUGAACUCGUAUACAAACAGUAUAGAUUACCUAAGCUCCCAGAAAAACAGCUCUGUCCUCAGCAAAGAGGAGGAGAAGGGGCUCAAUAACCAGAUAGAUGUGCUGAAUGAACGGUUUCGGGUACUUUCAAGGAAUAUCAAGGAAAGAAUAGACAGCUUUUCCUCAGAAACUACAGAGCUUGAGAAGGAUAGCAAGAAGGAUAGAUUCUAUCAUGAGACAAGAAAGAUCCAUCUGCAUGCUCAGUCAAAGAAGCUUACAGAGGCCAUAAAUAGAUACAGAGAGUCCCAGAUCAGGCAUCGGGAGGAUGAGGUAGAUAAAUUCCGGCUUCAAUACAUCAUUGCAAAGCCUGAUGCAACAGAGAAAGAGAUAGAAGAGUUCAUUGGAGACGACGAUGGGACAAAGGUUGCUUCUGCAUAUGCAUUGGGAGCUCAUUCUGCACAGGGGAUUCUCGAAGAGGCAGAGAAUAGAAAAAAAAACAUCAAGAAGAUAGAAGAGAUGGUCCAGGAAAUUGUAGACCUGUUAAACCUGAUAAGCCAGGAGGUUUCAAAGAGAACAGAGGUGGUUGAGGCGAUAAACGACGAUCUUAUCACGGGAGAAGAAAACACUGCAGCAGCAAAUGCCGAUCUUGAAUCUGCAUUGGCAUAUCAAAUAAGGGCAACCAGGAUCAAGAGGGUAUUUGUAUAUGGGAUUCUUAUAAUUGGACUUAUAUUUCUAAUAUACUUUACCUUCAAGACUAAUUUCUUUGGAGCCUUUGAUAGAAUUCGGUACUAUUAG
Encephalitozoon romaleae SJ-2008 is the source of this 825-nucleotide messenger RNA. Its product is annotated as t-SNARE complex subunit syntaxin. The record is from RefSeq and is a predicted model, not a curated record. The transcript has a single exon. Gene Ontology annotation, biological process: vesicle-mediated transport. Gene Ontology annotation, cellular component: membrane. Bases 1 to 825 code for a protein of 274 amino acids. Lineage: Eukaryota; Fungi; Microsporidia; Unikaryonidae.